AUGGCGAAAGCACCAACACCCCGUUGUAUCAUUGUUCGUCACGGACAGACCGAAUGGUCGAAAUCUGGCCAAUACACUGGACUCACUGACUUGCCGUUGACUGAGUACGGUGUGGGUCAGAUGAAGAGAACUGGAGAAUCUAUCUUCCGCAACAAGUUCAUCGACCCUAACCAAAUCACCUACAUUUUCACGUCUCCCAGAACCAGAGCUAAGCAAACCGUGGAGCUCAUCUUGGAAAACUUGACCGAGGACCAGAGAGCCAAAAUUCGUGUGGUGGUCGACGAAGACCUUAGAGAGUGGGAGUACGGUGACUAUGAAGGUCUUUUGACCGAGCAGAUCGUUCACCUGCGUAAAUCACGCAGUUUGGACCAAGACAGACCUUGGAAUAUCUGGAGAGACGGCUGUGAAAACGGCGAAACAACCGAGCAGUUCGGUCUCAGGCUCUCGCGUGUCAUCGGUCGGAUCCAGAAUCUACAUGGGAAGCAUCAAGCUGAAGGAAUUGCCUCAGACAUAAUGGUGUUUGCCCACGGCCAUGCGCUACGUUAUUUUGCAGGUCUUUGGUUGAGAUUGGGCCAAGAGAAACAAUGUGACGGCAAAGAACCACAACCACCUACUUACCAGGAUGAAACUGUGCCCUACGUUCCCUUGAAAUCCUACCGUCAUCUCGUUGACAACCCAAGUUUUUUACUAGAUGCUGGUGGAAUUGGCGUCCUGUCAUAUGCCCAUCACAGCAUCGACGAGCCAGCAUUAGCUCUGGCCGGUGCAUUUGUGUGUCCACCAGAGGAGGAGUCUCAACAUGGCUCAACUGCUGAGUAG
This is a messenger RNA of Lachancea sp. 'fantastica', 816 nucleotides long. NCBI's taxonomy places the organism in Eukaryota, Fungi, Ascomycota, Saccharomycetes, Saccharomycetales, Saccharomycetaceae. The record is from the annotation of a GenBank genome assembly.